AUGACUCGUCAUCAAUACUUCACUCUCUCAAACAAAUCAAGGAUAAUGCCUGAUUAUGAAGCUGACAACGUUGUUGUCUGUGAAUCCCUCGCCCAGAUUCAAGAGUUGGUGCCAUAUUUGAUCCACGUGGGUGUUAUUAUACCAAGAGAACUCCCAGCAGCCUCUCCUCCAUUUCAUCGCAAUCACAAUCCUAAUGCCUCAUGCGCUUUCCAUGCAAGGUAUAUAGGACACUCCACCGAGGACUGUGGGGCUCUCAAAAAGAGGAUUCAAGAGUUAAUUGAUCAAGAGAUCCUGUCUUUCUCCGAGGAAAAGCCCAAUGUGAAGACUAAUCCCUUGCCAAAUCAUGGUGGUGCAGCAGUCAAUGCUGUGAUCGAAGAGGAAAAUGCUGAAUCCGUACUAAGGGCUGAAGAGGUGAAGACUUCGAUGUCAGUUGUGUUACAAAGACUUGAGCAGUUUGGGUUUCUAGUAGGUAUACAUGAUGAUUGUGAAAUAUGCAAGUUUGAUCCAGACAAUUGCGACAAGCUGAGGGAUUGUGUACAAGAACUGAUGGACCAAGGUUUGAUACAGUUCUCUAAGUCUAAGGCAGUAGAAGUGGUGGCAGCAGUGCCUUGGAAUUAUGAGACAACAAAGUAUUUGGGAGGAAAAGAAAUCCGCAUUCCCGACACUGAAAUCGUCAACAUUGUUGGAGCGGGAGGCAUGACUCGUAGUGGCCGUGUAUUCGCUCCAAAAUACACUCCUAGGGUGUCUCCAGCACCCAUAGUUAUCCUGCCUAAGGAGAAAGUCGUCCCUACUCCGACUCCGCAGGAAGUGGCAAUUGUACCUGCCACUCCGAACAUGACAACGACUCCGGUGCCGACGAAAGUUAUUGACAAUAAAGCUGUAGAAUCUGAAACUUCUAAGGGUAAAGAACCGAUGGUUGAGAAAGAACAAGUUGAAGAUCACAAGAAAGGCAUCACUUUUGAGGAAAGCCAAGAAUUCCUUAAGUUGAUCAAGAAGAGUGAUUUCAAAAUUGUUGACCAGUUGAAUCAGACUUCCUCCAAAAUAUCCAUUAUGUAUUUGCUAUUGAGUUCUGAGGAUCAUCGCAAGGCAUUGCUGAAAGUUCUGAAUGCCGCUCAUGUGAUGCAAGAUAUCACAGUCGAUCAAUUUGACGACGUGGUUGCUAACAUCACUGCCAGUAAGUAUCUGGUAUUUAAUGAAGUAGAGCUACCUCCUGAGGGAAAUGCCCACAACAAAGCCCUACACAUUUCAGUCACGUGCACAGACUCCCUCCUAUCUCGAUUCCUCGUUGACACUGGCUCUUCACUUAAUGUAUUGCCAAAAUCUACAUUAAGCCAAUUGCAGUUUAAAGGGACCGAGAUGAGGACCAACGCACUGAUCGUCCAAGAUUUUGAUGGUUCCCAAAGGCAGGUUAUCGGGGAAGUCGAUUUGCCCAUCUGUGUUGGACCCCACCAGUUCAUCAUCACCUUCCAAGUCAUGGAUAUCAACCCAAGUUACACUUGUUUGUUGGGUAGACCGUGGAUUCAUGUCGUUGGGGCAGUCACCUCUAAUUGCACCAAAGGAUGA
Messenger RNA from Lathyrus oleraceus (garden pea), 1563 nucleotides. RefSeq lists its product as uncharacterized. The record is from RefSeq and is a predicted model, not a curated record. Gene Ontology annotation, biological process: proteolysis. Gene Ontology annotation, molecular function: aspartic-type endopeptidase activity. The transcript has 3 exons. Bases 1 to 1563 code for a protein of 520 amino acids. NCBI's taxonomy places the organism in Eukaryota, Viridiplantae, Streptophyta, Magnoliopsida, Fabales, Fabaceae.